This is a messenger RNA of Gracilinanus agilis (Agile Gracile Mouse Opossum), 2073 nucleotides long. Its product is annotated as pre-mRNA-splicing factor CWC22 homolog. Gene Ontology annotation, molecular function: protein binding; RNA binding. The transcript is spliced from 2 exons. NCBI's taxonomy places the organism in Eukaryota, Metazoa, Chordata, Mammalia, Didelphimorphia, Didelphidae. The coding region runs from base 1 to 2073 and encodes 690 amino acids. The record is from RefSeq and is a predicted model, not a curated record. Gene Ontology annotation, cellular component: catalytic step 2 spliceosome. Gene Ontology annotation, biological process: mRNA splicing, via spliceosome.
AUGGCUCAUAUAAAACACAAUUCUGAUCAAGAAAGAGGACUUUCUCAGAGGGGUUCCUGUUCUUCACAUCUAUUUUCUGGAAAAGAACCAUCUUCCCCAGACAGAGAUUACAGAGAAGAACCCCAGUCGAGACGGAGAGAUUCUGAUCAAAGGUGCAGAAAGUCUCUUUUAUCAAGCAGACUGUAUACAGAAACAGCAGCAACUCAGAGAGCAUAUGCUCAUGAUGAGCCCCCAACAAAGAAGAAGAAAGAAGAGGUGGACCCACUUCUCGUUCGCACAGGUGGUGCUUAUAUUCCUCCAGCAAAACUCAGGAGGAUGCAAGAACAGAUUGCAGAUAAAAACAGUUUAGCUUACCAAAGGGUGAGCUGGGAGGCCUUAAAGAAGUCCAUCAAUGGUCUUAUCAAUAAGGUGAACAUUUCUAACAUAGGAAUUAUCAUUCAAGAGCUCCUUCAAGAAAAUAUAGUUAGAGGAAGGGGAUUGCUAUCUCGAUCCAUUUUGCAAGCACAGAGUGUAUCUCCAGGCUUUACCCAUGUUUAUGCAGCUCUUGUGGCAAUCAUCAACUCCAAGUUUCCAAAUGUUGGAGAACUUAUCCUCAAGAGGCUAAUCCUCAGUUUUAGAAAAGGCUACAGAAGGAAUGAUAAGCAACUUUGCCUAACUGCUACCAAAUUUAUUGCACAUCUCAUUAACCAGAACGUGGCCCAUGAAGUUCUAUGUUUAGAGAUGCUGACCUUACUCCUUGAAAGGCCAACGAAUGACAGUGUUGAAGUAGCCAUUGGAUUUCUCAAAGAAUGUGGCCUCAAGUUAACGGAAGUAUCACCUAGAGGAAUUCAUGCUGUAUUUGAACGCCUUCGCGAUAUUCUUCAUGAAUCUGAAGUUGAGAAACGAGUUCAGUAUAUGAUUGAAGUGAUGUUUGCAGUACGUAAGGAUGGAUUCAAGAAUCACCCCGUUAUUCUGGAAGGACUUGAUCUGGUAGAAGAAGAAGACCAGUUCACUCAUAUGCUUCCACUGGAAGAUGACUAUCACACAGAGGAUGUACUUAAUGUUUUCAAGCUAGAUCCUAAUUUUAUGGAAAAUGAAGAGAAAUACAAAACCAUUAAGAAAGAAAUUCUCGCUGAAGGUGACAGUGAUUCCAGCACAGACCAAGAUGCUUCAAGUAGUGAAGAAGAUGAGGAGGAGGAAGUAGGGGAUGAUGAUGAUGAUGAUGAUGGACAAAAAGUGACCCUCCUUGACAAAACAGAAACCAAUCUGGUAUCAUUCCGGCGUACAAUCUAUCUCGCUAUUCAGUCAAGUUUAGAUUUUGAAGAAUGUGCUCACAAAUUGCUGAAAAUGGAGUUCCCUGACAGCCAGAUGAAAGAACUUUGCAACAUGAUACUCGAUUGCUGUGCCCAAGAGAGGACAUAUGGGAAGUUUUUUGGCUUAUUGGCGGGGCGUUUCUGCAUGCUAAAAAAGGAAUACAUGGAAUCCUUUGAGGGCAUUUUCAAGGAACAGUAUGAUACCAUACAUCGCCUAGAAACAAACAAAUUACGAAAUGUUGCCAAGAUGUUUGCUCAUCUUUUAUAUACAGAUUCACUUCCAUGGAGUGUUCUGGAAUGUAUAACACUGAGUGAAGAAUCUACUACAUCUUCCAGUAGAAUUUUCAUCAAGAUACUUUUUCAGGAACUUUGUGAAUACAUGGGACUUCCUAAGCUUAAUGUGAGACUGAAGGAUCAAACAUUGCAGCCAUUCUUUGAAGGAUUACUACCCCGGGAUAACCCAAGAAAUACUAGGUUUGCCAUCAACUUCUUUACUUCCAUAGGUCUUGGGGGCUUAACGGAUGAAUUACGAGAACAUCUGAAAAAUGCACCAAAGGUUGUCAUGGCAAAGAAACAUGAGGUUGACUCAUCAGAUUCCUCCUUUUCCUCUUCUGAAGCUGACUCCUCAGACUCUCAUUCUGACAGCAGCAAUAGCAGCUCGAACUUGUCCAGUGACAACUUCAGUGACAGAUCAUCUACUAGCUCUAGUCAUAGUUCUGAUUCAGGAAUUAAAAUUAGUCUUGGAACCACAUAUGUACUGGUAUUCUCAAAUGUGAUUUAA